GAAGACAAAAAAACAGAUGAGAAGGAGGAGCUCUGCAAUUGGGAAAUUGCAAGCUCAUCAAUCACCAUCAUCACCCCCAGCACAACUGGUCGUACGAACGGAUUCGCCAUUCCAAUUCGCCCCCAAAUCUUCUCCUCCGGCAACCUCUCCGCGGGGGCCAAUUGGAAGUUGAAUUCAGGAGGUGCUUGCUCACGGGUGCUUGUCCGCUUUUUCAGUACGGACAAAUCGAUCAUUGGUGGCUUGAGUUGAGAUUAUAGUCUCCGACUUACGGAAAAUGUACCGUACUGUGGCCACUGCCACAACUGUUGGUGGAUUACCAACUGAUAGUGGGGAAUAUGUUGUGAGUUUGGAUCAGGUUCCACGGUGGAGUGAUACAGAAUAUAGAUCGUCCUUGGAUUGUGAAAAUGAAGAUCCUUCGUUUUCUAACUCAUAUUUUGCUGAUCCUCUGACGUCAUAUUCUGAAAUUACUGGCAAUGGGAUGCUAUCGAGGUUUCCGGUGGAACAUGAAAUUAACUCAAAGAUAUAUCUGUGGAGGGGAAACCCAUGGAAUCUGGAGGUGGAUGCAGUCGUUAAUUCUACGAACGAGAGUAUGGAUGAAGCACACAGUAGUGCUGGUUUACAUGCUGCUGCUGGGCCUGGUCUCGCUGAAGAAUGUGCGACACUGGGGGGAUGUCGGACUGGAAUGGCAAAAGUUACACAUGCAUAUGAUCUUCCUGCAAGGAGGGUGAUUCAUACUGUUGGUCCCAAAUAUGCUGUGAAAUAUCAUACUGCUGCUGAAAAUGCAUUAAGUCAUUGUUACCGCGCUUGCCUUGAACUUCUUAUUGAUAAUGGGCUUCAAAGCAUUGCCAUGGGUUGCAUAUACACAGACUCAAAGAAUUAUCCACGUGAGCCAGCAGCACAUGUGGCUAUAAGGACUGUUCGCCGUUUUCUCGAGAAGCAAAAGGACAAAAUUAAAGCAGUUGUUUUUUGCACCACGACUGCAGUUGACACAGAGAUCUAUAAAAGACUGCUUCCACUUUACUUUCCCCGAGAUAAACACGAGGAGGAGGUAGCCAUUUCCAAGCUUCCUGCAGAUGUUGGGGAUGAAAAUGGUGAGACAAUUAUUGAUGAACGUAAAAUCCGAAUCAAGCCUUUGCCAAAGAAGGCUAUACCCAAACCUCCACGAGCACCUGAGGAUCCUCCCGUCAGUGAUGUCGGCUUGGUUAGAAGGAAUUCUUCGUAUUUGGACUCAUACUUGGAUCCUGCUUUCAUGUCAUUGAUUAAAGAUCCAGAUCAGCGGCGAAAGGAGCAAUGGGAAAAAACUGCCCAAGCACAGAGUGGCUGGAAUUGUGCUAGAUUGCUUGGAUUGGGUGAUCUCGGAGGGCCUCCUUUAUCCGUUGCUGAAGAAUACUCGCUUCAUUCUAGAUACCUCUCUAAAGCCAAUUCUAUCAAUCUAUCUGAAAUCGCGGAGAUGAAGAUUGUUUACCGAGGUGGGGUGGACAGUGAGGGACGCCCUGUGAUGGUAGUUGUGGGAGCACACUUUCUGCUGCGCUGUCUUGAUCUAGAAAGAUUUGUCCUCUAUAUUGUAAAGGAAUUCGAGCCGGUGAUAAAGAAACCUUACACUAUUGUAUACUUCCAUUCUGCAGCAUCUUUGCAGCUUCAACCUGAUCUGGGAUGGAUAAGGCGGUUGCAACAGAUACUCGGUCGUAAGCACCAGCGUAAUUUGCAUGCAAUCUAUGUUCUUCACCCAACUUUUCACCUAAAGACCACAAUUUUUGCCUUGCAGUUGUUUGUAGACAAUGUGGUGUGGAAGAAAGUGGUUUACGUUGAUCGACUUCUGCAAUUAUUCAGAUAUGUUCCUCGUGAGCAGUUGACAAUACCCGAUUUUGUAUUCCAGCACGAUUUAGAAGUGAACGGUGGCAAGGGUCUUAUUGUGGAUCCCAGAACCAAAUACGUGUAUCAGCGACCAUAGUAAUACCAACUACAGUUUGAUUGGGCGACAAGCAGCGGCACAAUUCUCUCUCUCUCUCUCAAGCUGGGCUUGCUGCGUCAUCGUCGAACAGCUGUGUACAAAAUCAUAAGCUGUUGUUUAUUCUUUCUUCCCCUCAUCCUCUGUAAGUGUUUUUAGAUUGUCAAUUUGUUGACAGAAAAUAGAAUAAAGUUUCUUUGUUUCUUGUUGUAUCCUGGAUGAAUGAGCUAUGAGAUUUGAAAAUAGUUUUGCUUUC
Syzygium oleosum is the source of this 2204-nucleotide messenger RNA. RefSeq lists its product as uncharacterized. The coding region runs from base 275 to 1951 and encodes 558 amino acids. The record is from RefSeq and is a predicted model, not a curated record. Lineage: Eukaryota; Viridiplantae; Streptophyta; Magnoliopsida; Myrtales; Myrtaceae. The transcript has 15 exons.